CCGCUCCGGAUCCCGGCCCGGCCAUGGCGCUGCUGCUGCACCUGCGGGCCGUCACGGAGCUGCGGGGCCGGGGCGACCGCAUCGCCAAAGCGGCCUUCAGAGGCCUCUCCUUCUACACCCGCGUGAUCGAGAACUGCGAGGAUGAAGCCAAGUUUGACGAGACCUUCCGGUGGCCCAUUGCCAGCAACAUCGAUGGCAACGAGAUGCUGGAGAUCCAGGUCUUCAACUACAGCAAGGUCUUCUCCAACAGACUCAUUGGCACUUUCCGGAUGGUCCUGCAGAAGGUGGUGGAGGAAGGGCAGCUGGAGGUGACGGACACAUUAAUAGACGACAACAACUCCGCUAUUCGGACCAGCGUCUCCAUAGAGAUCCGAUACCAGGCCAUGGACGGCACAGUGGGCACGUGGAGCGACGGGGAGUUCCUGGAGAGCCGCUCGGAGAGCGAGGGCAGGUACGCCCUGGAGACCGACAGCCUGAUCUCCGGCCACCGGCACGGCACCUCGGGGCCCCCCAGCAAGUCGGCGGAGAGGAGCUUCCGGAGAGCCGGGAAAGGAGUAUUUUCGGCGAUGAAACUGGGCAAGAUGCGCCCACCGAAAGAGGAUCACCGGAAGCAAGAUGAACCAGCCGUCCUGGAGACAGAAGACCUGGACCGGAAAGCCAUGCGGCUUGGAGGAGGCCUGGACCCAGACACCAUCUCUCUGGCGUCGGUCACCGCUGUUACCACUAAUGUUUCGAACAAAAGGUCAAAGCCUGACAUCAAGAUGGAGCCAAGUGCUGGCCGGCCAAUGGAUUACCAAGUGAGCAUCACGGUCAUCGAGGCACGGCAGCUGGUGGGGCUGAACAUGGACCCUGUGGUGUGCGUGGAGGUGGGAGAUGAGAAGAAGUACACCUCCAUGAAGGAGUCCACCAACUGCCCCUACUACAACGAGUACUUUGUCUUCGAUUUCCACGUGCCCCCGGACGUCAUGUUUGAUAAGAUCAUCAAGUUGUCGGUGAUCCACUCUAAGAACCUCCUGCGCAGCGGGACCUUGGUGGGCUCCUUCAAAAUGGACGUGGGGAUGGUUUACACACAGCCUGAGCACCAGUUCUACCACAAAUGGGCCAUCCUGUCCGACCCCGAGGACCUCACGGCUGGGCUGAAAGGCUACCUGAAGUGCGACAUCGCGGUGGUGGGGAAAGGGGACACCAUCAAGACGCCGCACAAAGCCAACGAGACCGACGAGGACGAUAUCGAGGGGAACCUGCUCCUCCCCGAUGGCGUCCCCCCAGAGAGACAGUGGGCUCGCUUCUACGUCAAGAUCUACCGUGCAGAGGGGCUCCCGCGUAUGAACACCAGCAUCAUGGCCAACGUGAAGAAGGCUCUCAUUGGGGAGAACAAGGACCUGGUGGAUCCCUAUGUCCAAGUGCUCUUUGCAGGGCAACGGGGGAAGACGUCAGUGCAGAAGAGCAGCUACGAGCCCCAGUGGCACGAGCAGAUCGUUUUCACGGAGAUGUUCCCCCCGCUGUGCAAGAGGAUCAAGAUCCAGAUCCGGGACUCAGACAAGGUCAACGACGUAGCCAUUGGGACACACUUCAUUGACCUGCGGAAGAUCUCCAACGAGGGGGACAAAGGCUUCCUGCCCACCUUUGGCCCAGCCUGGGUGAACAUGUACGGCUCCACCCGCAACUACACGCUGAUGGAUGAGCACCAGGACCUGAAUGAAGGGCUGGGAGAGGGCGUCUCCUUCCGCGCCCGGCUGCUCAUCAGCCUGGCCAUCGAGAUCCUGGACACGAGCAACCCCGAGAUCAACAGCUCCACCGAGGUGCAAGUGGAGCAGGCCACGCCGGUCGCAGACAAUUGCACUGGGAAAAUGGAGGAGUUCUUCCUCUUCGGAGCCUUCCUGGAAGCAUCCAUGAUCGAUAGAAAGAUUGGGGACAAGCCCAUCAACUUUGAGGUCACCAUAGGUAACUACGGGAACCAGAUUGACGGUACCGGCAAGCCCAGCCCACGGAGGAGGAAGGAAGACGGGGACGAGGAGGAGUCUGAGCUGCUCCAGAGCCUGAGUGAUGACGAGGCCGAUGAGGACGGGGAGCUGGUUUCUGUCUCCUCCACUCCACCCUUGAAGCCCCUGAUCACUGACAGGAACUACUUCCACUUGCCUUACUUUGACAAGAAGCCCUGCAUCUACAUCAAGAGCUGGUGGCAGGACCAGCGGCGGAGGCUGUACAACUCCAACAUCAUGGACAAGAUUGCCGACAAGCUGGAAGAGGGCCUCAACGACGUGCACGAGAUGAUCAAGACGGAGAAGCCGCACCCCGAGCGCCGGCUCCGGGGGGUCCUGGAGGAGCUGAGCAGCGGCUGCUUCCGCUUCGUGACCCUCGCCAACAAGGACGAGAACCACUCCUCCCGGACCCGGCUGGACCGCGAGCGCCUCAAGUCCUGCAUGAGGGAGCUGGAGAACAUGGGCCAGCAAGCCAAGACGCUGAGGUCCCAGGUGAAGAAAAACACCAUGAAGGACAAGCUGAAGCUGGUGCAAAACUUCCUGCAGAAACUCCGCUUCCUGGCCGACGAGCCUCAGCACAGCAUCCCCGACAUCUUCAUCUGGAUGAUGAGCAACAACAAGCGCAUCGCCUAUGCCCGCAUCACCUCCAAGGACAUCCUCUACUCCAUCGUGGAUGAAGAGACGGGGAAGGACUGCGCCAAAGUCAAGACCGUCUUCCUGAAGCUGCCCGGCAAGAGGGGCUUUGGGCCGGCCGGCUGGACGGUGCAAGCCAAGAUGGACAUCUACCUGUGGCUGGGCCUCAACAAGCAGCGCAAGGACUUCCUCAGCGGCCUGCCUUGCGGCUUCGAGGAGAAGAAGACCGUCAAAGGCCAAGGCAUCCCAUCCUUCCCCCCCAUCAGCCUCCUCUACACAAAGAAACAGGUCUUCCAGCUCCGUGUCCACAUGUACCAGGCCAGGAGCCUCUUCGCCGCAGACAGCAGCGGUCUCUCAGACCCCUUUGCCCGGGUCUUCUUCAUCACCCAGAGCCAGUGCACAGAGGUGCUGAAUGAGACCCUGUGCCCCACUUGGGACCAGCUGCUGGUCUUCGACAAUGUGGAGCUGUUUGGAGAAGUCCAUGAGAUGCGGGACGAUCCCCCCAUCAUCGUCAUUGAGAUCUAUGACCAGGACACGGUGGGGAAGGCAGAUUUCAUGGGCCGCACCUUUGCCAAGCCAGUGGUGAAGAUGUCGGACGAGGACUACAGCGGGCCGCGCUUCCCGCCCCAGCUGGAGUACUACCAGAUCUACCGGGGCAACUCCACCGCCGGCGACCUGCUGGCCGCCUUCGAGCUGCUCCAGAUUGGCUCCGGGGGCAAGUCGGACUUGCCCCCCAUCGACGGUCCCACAGACAUGGACCGGGGCCCCAUCCUGCCUGUGCCCAUGGGGAUCCGGCCUGUGCUGAGCAAGUACAGAGUGGAGAUCCUCUUCUGGGGGCUGCGGGACCUGAAGCGCGUGAACCUGGCACAGGUCGACCGGCCCCGCGUGGACAUCGAGUGCGCCGGCCGGGGCGUCCAGUCCUCCUUGAUCCAGAACUACAAGAAGAACCCCAACUUCAGCACCUUGGUCAAGUGGUUCGAAGUGGACCUCCCGGAGAACGAGCUGCUGCACCCGCCCCUGAACAUCCGGGUGGUGGACUGCCGGGCCUUCGGGCGCUACACCCUCGUGGGCUCGCAUGCCGUCAGCUCCCUGCGCAAGUUCAUCUACCGGCCCCCGGACAAGAAAGCCCAGCAGUGGAGCACCACAGGCGAGAUCGUCGUCAACAUGGAGCCAGAAGUUCCCAUCAAGAAGAUGGAGACAAUGGUGAAGCUGGAGGCCAACUCGGACGCGGUGGUCAAGGUGGACGUGCCUGAAGAUGAGAAGGAGAAGGAAAAGAAGAAGAAGAAGAAGAAAGGUGGAGCGGAGGAGAUGGAGGAGGAGGAGCCCGAUGAGAGCAUGCUGGACUGGUGGUCCAAGUACUUCGCUUCCAUUGAGACCAUGAAGGAGCAACUCCGGCAGCAGGAGGCAGCUGCAGCAGAGGCCGAGGAGAAGGAAGAAAUGGACAUAGCAGAGGGCUCCAAGGGCCAGCCCAAGACCAAGGAGAAGGUCAAGGCGCCCAAGGAGGACAAGAAGAAGAAGCAGCAGCAACAGCAGCAGCAGCAGCAGCAACCUGAGGUCCCCGAGAAGAAGAACAAGCAGAAAAUUGAUGAGAUGAAGAUCUUCAACAAAGAGCUGGAAGCCGAGUUCGACAACUUCGAGGACUGGCUGCACACAUUCAACCUCUUCCGGGGCAAGAUUGGGGAUGACGACGACAGCACGGCAGAUGACGAGCGCAUCGUGGGGAGGUUCAAGGGCUCCAUGUGCGUCUACAAAGUGCCGCUCCCGGACGACAUCACCAAGGAGGCAGGCUACGACCCCAACUUCGGCAUGUUCCAGGGCAUCCCCAGCAACGACCCCAUCAACGUGCUGGUCCGUGUGUACGUCAUACGGGCUACAGACCUGCACCCUGCCGACAUCAACGGGAAAGCUGACCCCUACAUCGCCAUCAAGCUGGGCAAGACAGACAUCAAGGACAAGGAGAACUACAUCUCCAAGCAGCUCAACCCCAUCUUUGGAAAGUCGUUCGACAUCGAGGCCACCUUCCCCAUGGAGUCCAUGCUGACAGUAGCAGUGUACGACUGGGACCUAGUGGGCACCGACGACCUUAUCGGGGAGACCAAGAUCGACCUGGAGAACCGCUACUACAGCAAGCACCGGGCUACCUGCGGCAUCUCCCAGACCUAUGCCAUCCAUGGCUACAACAUCUGGCGAGACCCCAUGAAGCCCACACAGAUCCUGUCCAAGCUGUGCAAGGAGGGCAAGGUGGAUGGGCCCCACUUCGGGCCCAGCGGACGGGUGAAGGUGGCCAACCGCGUCUUCACUGGCCCCACCGAGAUCGAGGAUGAAAAUGGCCAGAAGAAGAAGACGGAUGAGCACCUGGGGCUGAUGGUCCUGCACCACUGGGAGGACAUCCCGCGCGUGGGCUGCCGCUUGGUGCCUGAGCAUGUGGAGACGCGGCCACUGCUCAACCCCGACAAGCCUGGCAUCGAGCAGGGCCGGCUGGAGAUGUGGGUGGACAUGUUCCCGAUGGACAUGCCGGCGCCAGGCACGGCCGUCGACAUCUCACCCAGGAAGCCAAAGAAAUACGAGCUGAGAGUCAUUGUGUGGAACACGGACGAGGUCGUCCUGGAAGACGAUGAUUAUUUCACCGGGGAGAAAAGCAGUGACAUCUUUGUGCGAGGGUGGCUGAAAGGCCAGCAGGAAGAUAAGCAGGACACAGACGUCCACUACCACUCACUGACGGGUGAGGGCAACUUCAACUGGCGCUACAUCUUCCCCUUUGACUACCUGAUGGCUGAGGAGAAGAUUGUCAUCUCCAAGAAGGAGUCCAUGUUCUCCUGGGACGAGACUGAGUACAAGAUCCCUGCACGUCUCACCCUGCAGGUCUGGGAUGCCGACCACUUCUCUGCUGACGACUUCCUUGGCGCCAUCGAGCUGGACCUCAACCGGUUCCCGCGGGGUGCUAAGACGGCCAAGCAGUGUACCCUGGAGAUGGUGACAGAGACCGACCUGCCCAUGUUCUCCAUCUUCAAGCAGAAGCGGGUAAAGGGCUGGUGGCCAUUCAUCGCCCGGAACGAGGAUGAUGAGAUGGAGGUCACGGGGAAGGUGGAGGCUGAGUUGCACCUGCUGACAGCUGAGGAGGCAGAGAAAUCCCCCGCGGGGCUGGCACGCAAUGAGCCCGACCCACUGGAAAAGCCCAACCGCCCCGACACCUCCUUCAUCUGGUUCCUCAACCCGCUCAAGUCCAUCAAGUACCUCAUCUGCACCCGCUACAAGUGGCUUAUCAUCAAGAUCGUGCUGGCUCUGCUGCUCAUCAUCAUGGUGGGACUCUUCCUCUACAGCAUGCCUGGCUACAUGGUCAAGAAGCUUCUGGGGGCAUGAGGUCGCCAGGGACUGGGCCGUGGGACCAUCCUGUGUCCCGCUGCUGCCGCUGCUUCUCCUGGUUUGCAUUUCUUCUGUUGUGUAUUUGUUUUCCAAGGACGGAGGAAA
Molecule: messenger RNA, 6083 nt
Organism: Alligator mississippiensis (American alligator)
Lineage: Eukaryota; Metazoa; Chordata; Crocodylia; Alligatoridae
Gene: OTOF
Product: otoferlin
Exons: 46
Coding region: 24-5975 (1983 amino acids)
Biological process (GO): synaptic vesicle priming; plasma membrane organization
Cellular component (GO): synaptic vesicle membrane; presynaptic active zone membrane
Molecular function (GO): calcium ion binding; AP-2 adaptor complex binding
Source: RefSeq, a predicted model, not a curated record